AUGUACCGUUCAAUCGUCUUUCUACUUUUCGUGAACUUUGCGUCUUGUUUUUGGCAUUAUGAACGCACUUGUGGUGAAAUUGGUCGCUGGCGACACCCAUGGUUUCAACCCAAAAAUGAUGACGAGGAUUUCGAAAGUCUUGCUCAAUGCGUGAUCGCUGCUGACAAUUUCCGUAAGAACAGUUGUGCCAAGAGUACUUAUCAUCGAACGCAAGUGAUCCAAGGCCUGAAUUUCUACGAACUCAAAUAUUAUCUGCAAGAAUUUGACGAAAACAGUAUUACUGUGAAGAUUAAAUAUAGGGUUCUAUAUGUAACAGCGAAAAAAUUGGGCACUGAUUCAUUUAAAGAUUUGCGGAUUUUGCCAGAUUCCCUUAAAAUGACCGAUGCAACAUGGUAUUUUGAAGGCGAUGUACUUCGAGUGUUAAUUCCUUACAAAAAUCAGUUGAAAACUGAGGUGACAUUAACUUGUGGUGAUUCUGACCAUGACUCUUCUGACAUGACUCUUAUUGAUGUUCCCAAACUUAAGGAUGAUCAAAUCGAAUUACGAUUCUCAAAAGAAUUUACAUAA
Molecule: messenger RNA, 567 nt
Organism: Parnassius apollo (apollo)
Lineage: Eukaryota; Metazoa; Arthropoda; Insecta; Lepidoptera; Papilionidae
Source: the annotation of a GenBank genome assembly